This is a messenger RNA of Trifolium pratense (red clover), 804 nucleotides long. Its product is annotated as transcription factor SCREAM2-like. Gene Ontology annotation, biological process: regulation of DNA-templated transcription. Gene Ontology annotation, molecular function: DNA-binding transcription factor activity; sequence-specific DNA binding. The record is from RefSeq and is a predicted model, not a curated record. Gene Ontology annotation, cellular component: nucleus. Lineage: Eukaryota; Viridiplantae; Streptophyta; Magnoliopsida; Fabales; Fabaceae. The transcript is spliced from 4 exons. Bases 178 to 555 code for a protein of 125 amino acids.
AAAAGAAGUUAAAAACCUCCAAAGCCACCACCACACAUAUGGAACCAAAUGUAGAGAAAACCACAAUCAAGUAAACAUAAGCUAUAAGAAGGAGAAGAAGCUAGCAUAUGUCUCUUCAACACAAGUAUCAACAACUUCGAGAUGUCACAAGAUCUAGUGCUAUGAACAAAGCCUCAAAUGGAUGAUGAGCAAAAAGUGGAUGAUGAGCAAAUGGAUUGGAAGCAAAAAGUGGAAGGAUUGAACUAUGAGUUAGGAAUUGUUGAAUCAUCAACUUCUCAAAUGGAUGAUGAGCAACCUAAGGUGAGUGUGAAAACCCUAGAAAAGGGUUUCCUAAUCAAUGUGCUUUUAGAAAAGAAUAGACCUGGUAUGCUUGUGUCAAUACUGGAAGCUUUUGAAAAUUUGGGACUUGAUGUGCUUGAUGCUAGGGUUUCUUGUGAAGACACUUUCCAGCUACAAGCUGUGGGAUCAGGAGAUAGUCACAAGGACGACAGUAUCAACGAGCAAGUGGUGAAGCAAGCAGUGUUGCAAGCUAUCAAGAACACGGACGACGAAUAAUCAAAUGGAUUGAUUCAUACGUAUUAUAAUAAAUCCAUAACACUUUUUUGUCUUGUUUUAUAAGCUUCAAAUUUGUACAUAUAUAUAUAUAUACAACUCAAAUAAUAUCUGUGAUUCCAUCAUCAUAUUCAGCCAAAAUUUGAGGUACCUACCUACCAUAUACUUCAAUGGCCCUUAGAUAUUGAUAUGGCUUAUCAUGAUCAGCAUCUUCUCAAAAAAUAAUGAAUGGACACACAUUUUCCAACUUGA